AUGGGCGCUGUCGAACUCACCUACCAGGAUGUUGCUGAGCACAACACCAAGAAGGACAUCUACAUGGUGAUCCACGACAAGAUCUACGACUGCACCAAGUUCGUCGACGAGCACCCCGGUGGCGAGGAGGUUCUUCUUGACGUCGGUGGUCAGGAUGCCACCGAGGCUUUCGAGGAUGUCGGACACAGCGACGAGGCCCGCGAGACCCUGGACCAAUUGUACCUCGGUGACCUGAAGCGCCAGCCCGGAGACCCUGCCCCCAAGAAGCAGGUUGCCGCCAGCAGCUCAGCUUCCAGCACCGAGAGCCCCGGCUUCGGCAUCGGCCUGUACGCCGUUCUCCUCGUCGGUGGCGUCCUCGCAUACGUCGCCUACAACUACCAGCAGCAGCAACAGCAGCAGUCCGCAUAA
Colletotrichum costaricense is the source of this 408-nucleotide messenger RNA. Its product is annotated as cytochrome b5. The record is from RefSeq and is a predicted model, not a curated record. Gene Ontology annotation, cellular component: endoplasmic reticulum membrane; intracellular membrane-bounded organelle. Gene Ontology annotation, biological process: sterol biosynthetic process. Gene Ontology annotation, molecular function: heme binding. The transcript is spliced from 3 exons. NCBI's taxonomy places the organism in Eukaryota, Fungi, Ascomycota, Sordariomycetes, Glomerellales, Glomerellaceae. The coding region runs from base 1 to 408 and encodes 135 amino acids.